GUCUCUCCCCACGAUCGAAACUCAACAAUCACCGCCUCUGAAGUGAUCAUCGCGUCUGCUUCUGGACUGUUUUACUUCAUCUUAUUCAUGGUCGGCGUCCUUGGCGUUUGCAUCAAGUCCUGCGCCAGGUUAUGCUCCUCUCAAGGAACUUUCUUCGUUUUCUUUAUUGGCGUGUUGAUCGCUUCCGUAAAUGUCUUCACCAAUUCAGACAACCUAGAGGUCAGACUCUACUUCCGUUCAUCUUCAGCCAUUGUUAUUGGCAUAGCUUACUUUCUGUUUGGAGCUUUUCUUUUCUUUUCACUGCCAAGGGAAGGAGAACACCCACGGACGAUGGGCCACCAACAGCCUUCGAUGGGGUGUGUUAUCGGAAUGAUAACAUUGCCCCUGUUUUUAAUCGAAGCCUUGCUUUUAACUUUUACCUGUACAAAGGAAACUAAGAAGUCGUUCGAGGCCCACGAUCCUUCUGGGGAAUUAUGGAUUUUAGUUAUAACAGACAAGUCAGUAUUUCUCCUUCAAAAGUCUAUUCAGAUGGGCAUGUAUUUUUAUCUGCGUGCCACGACUCUUGUAAACGACGAAUACAAGGACAACGCCGAGUUUUAUUUUAGACUACUGUCUUUCUUCAAUUUGAUCGAGUGGAUUGACGCUCAGGUGAAUGGGGAUAAUGAUGUUUUAUUAAGCGGACCCAUUAUUGCAAAACUAGAUGGCUGGUUGGAUGUAUUCAUAGUACUUUAUAAAGCUUUCAUUAUUGAUUACCGUUUACUAUGUAGCUUGCUCUUCCUGGAACACUCCAUAGAGAUUGCAACUGAAGCCGCCGAUGAGAACCAACAAAAUAAUGCUCCGACAAUUAGUAACAUGACACCAAGGAAUCAACUGAGAAUGUGUGGUGGAUAUAUGAUGGGUGGUUUGUUCCUUACUGCCCCUCUGUUCUGUGCCCUUCAAUAUCUGGACAUCCUUAAUAUAAAAGGAUGGGUGGAGAUAUUCGCCAUUUUUGUCAACGUGGCAAUCUUAAUUUUUGGAACAUGCUUUCUUCUUAGCAAUAACUUAGAGGAUGGUGGAAAUAAAGAAGCACCUGGCGUGAAGACCAUGGUAAGUUGAUUUGCUGAUUUUACUAAACCUAGGCCUAGUGCCUAAAUCCUCUAGCUUGACUUAUAGUUGUUGCUAAUGAAAACGGUUAAUAUAAUCUGAUUUGAGAAUGCCCCUUCGGAAAUACGAACUUUUCAAUUUAAUAUUGACAACAUUUAUCUUUUACUUCGUUUAUUUACAAUAAGAGGCUUGUUUAUCUACGAUUAUUCAAUACUAUUACGAGAUAUGACUUUAUAGGAGACCAAGACUUUAGGAAAUUUAAAUGAAAUGUUACGCCGUUUAUUAGAACAAAUUGCUAAACAAAUGUCAUUGCGCAAAAUUUUAUAAACAGUAAAAGGUUGACUUUUUAUUAGCAGGUUGCAAUCAUUACCCUUUAUGUCAACUUGGAUCAAAGAAUUACAGUAAAACCUCCAUCUGCGAUCAGCAGUUUGUAAGCGACCACCAUCAUAUAUCACAAAAAGUUUUUCCUGUAAUAUAGUCCUAUGUUUAAAACUUCUCGAAAGUUACCACCUCUUCUGCGCGACCAGUUUCUGGGCUGACCAUUUUAUAGAUUUGCAUAGCCUGUGUAGCAUGGCGGUUUUCGUUGGGCGCCCUAAGUAACAUAGGCGGGCGAGGGCAGAGAAAUCGCGAGGAAAUUGGGGCGGGAGUUAUUUUUCUCGUGGCGUCGCCGUUUGUUCGCGCGUCCUUUCGCGCGCGUUUUGCGGCUUCGCCGCUCAUUAGUGCUCGCGACAAAACCGGGCUAAGAUUUUCAUUGCUUUGGAUCUCUUAGAUGGGAUCACGUGAUGCAAUUACUAGUCUGUUCUCUUCGUUUAUGUAUGUCACUACGCCACGCUCAAGUAUACGAAAAACUUUACGUGACAAAGUGGAACUAGACGUAUGGUAGCUUAAAAAUAGCACGCAAUAAAUUCUCCUCUAAAACGUAGAUGUGUCUGAAGAUCUUCUUGAAAGAGGCCCCCUAUUGUUCGAUUCUCGUAAGCGUUUUUGGAUAGUCUCUUACUGGAGGUUCGACUGCACUUGCAUAUUCUAAAAAACUAUGGUCAUAGAUUGUUAACCGUGCAAGAUUCCAAGGUUUAAAAUACAUAUAUUUUAACACAAGAGAAAGAUUUCCGACAUCGGUGCCCAAAGACCUUGAGCUCGAUUGCCCCUCCAUUUCUUCAAUACAGAAGCCGAUUCGGCUCCUGCUGAAGAGGAUUAUCUUCAACUAUUUGUUCUUCGAGGAGGAUCAAAUUCUUAUUGAAUUAUCUUAAGACGUUUUUUCUAACAUUUUCUAAUCUUUUUUUAGGUUUGUUGCUUAGGUGCAGUUGGAUUUAUUUGUUGGUUGAUAAAAGGAGCCAUUGCCGCUUACUGGGGAGCUACUGCGCAUGACCGAACUGAAUGGGAUGCUGCAAAGUUUUGUUUUCGUGGAUGCACAGCAGCAUUCCUUAUGUAUUUACUCAUGAAAGUCAACGCAAAGGCCCUGCCGUUAAAAAAUCCAACCUCGACAAAAAAUCACUUUUUGGUUCCCAUUCUUCUGUUAGGCAUAAUUUCCAUGUUCUUGGAAACGUUGAUUGAUCAGUACCUUGGACCGUUCGAGAAAAAACUCAGGUUAUACAAUAUUUAUUCAGUUUAUCAUUCUGACACGCACUUAAUUAUAUCUGGAGUAUAGAAUCCAAUUUUAAUUGUCAAAAGGCAAACACCAGGUUUAGAAAAUGAGCAGAUAAAUAGAUCAGUUUGGGGUGAAACUAUUAUUUUUUGACGAGGUAUAACGAACUGUUAACCAGUAAAGGGAAAACGUGGUCACGUGAUGUUAUCGUCUGCCUAAAACUAUUUGAGAAGUUGUAUCAGACACCCAAAGUAUUUCACACGUUAAAUAUGUCAAACAUAAAAGAAAAUGGCAAAAAUAUCCCCUCUCCAUCUCGCGUCUGUUUGUCUAAAUACUUGUUGAAGUGUCCUCCUAAAUUAUUUGAGACUAUUCUGGCAAAGUAAGCUUGAAAUCAUACCGUUUUGCAAGCCUAAAAUCAGAGAGAUACUCUUCUCCGCAGGCUUCCCUGUGUUUUCGAUUUUGGAUCAAAAAUAACAAAGCGUUUCAGUUUCAUCAUUACUUCAAACGCGAUGAAGACAGCGGUAUGACUAACUUCGAAAUCUUGAAAAUGAGAAGUACUCAGAGGGAGCUGAGUUACGUGCUUUUCUGUUUGUCGUGAUCCAAUGAAACUACACUGUUUUACAGUUUUUGAAAUCUGUUAAUACCCAAACCAUCAGUACAGGGAGUGAUUCUCUCUAAGAUAGCAUACGACAUUCUUUGGUCCUCCAAAUUAAUUGCUUUCCCGAAUUAAGAGCGGUAGGGACCUGAGCUCAUGCUGAACUCUUGAAGUGCGGUUCUUGGGUGUCCUUUAAAAGAAAGUUGACUGAAACGUCAAACCACAAGUUUGUCAAAUUUGCAUAGCUAAGAUAUAUCUGAGUUAUACUGUAGUAGGCUUUUUCAGGCUAUUUCGCACCCAUUUUUUUAUUUAGAAAACGGAAAUACGAAAGUGAAAAUGAUCGUCGCAGUUGAGUAAAAAACCUAAUCGGUUGAAAAAUAACCUGAAAAAAAAUUCCAGUGGUCUGCUGUUCAGUUGGUUUGAUUAGCUUAAUGGAUAGAGCGUUGCGCUCGGUCAUCGCAAAGGUAGUGGUUCGAUUCCUGGUCAAGCCUUAAUUUUUUCAGGUUCUCUCAUAUCUUUAUCCGGAGAUCACAAUAUGAGUCACUUUAUAUAUUUCCAAAACUGAAACACGUUGAUAAGAAAGGAAUAUCUAUAGUUACAUGCGCCUUGCGAUUAUCAGGUUGAGACCUCGAGAUGUUUGAAAAGCACGAUUUGAAUAACGAUUUCCAAAUUCCCCCCUAGGCGACUUUAUAUCAUUGUCUCAUCUUAAGGUUUUUCUCUUAUUGGUAGAAGUGAAAUCGAUGAACAGAGCUUGGAGAUUCUGUUAGAGGCUGGUCCACCCAUGUAUCUUGGAUUCUUGAUUCAUUUGGUUUUGCACUUUAUAGUAAUCCAAUCAAGAAUUCGCAGACGA
Porites lobata is the source of this 4110-nucleotide messenger RNA. The record is from the annotation of a GenBank genome assembly. NCBI's taxonomy places the organism in Eukaryota, Metazoa, Cnidaria, Anthozoa, Scleractinia, Poritidae.